Molecule: messenger RNA, 915 nt
Organism: Lolium rigidum
Lineage: Eukaryota; Viridiplantae; Streptophyta; Magnoliopsida; Poales; Poaceae
Product: RNA-binding protein pno1
Exons: 2
Coding region: 16-693 (225 amino acids)
Cellular component (GO): nucleolus
Molecular function (GO): RNA binding
Source: RefSeq, a predicted model, not a curated record
CAGCCACAGUACAGGAUGGAAGUCGACAAAGCCCCGGCCGCCGCUGCGCCAAAGGCGUCCUCCUCCGGCGCGAUGGCGGUGGACGCGGCCGGCGGCGUGCAGAAGCCCCUGUUCGGCGCUCUGAUGCCCAGCGAGAUGGGCGGCGGGAGGCCUCAGUACCGGAAGGUCCAGGUGCCGCCGCACCGCUUCGCGCCGCUCAAGAAGGCGUGGCUGGAGAUCUACACGCCCGUCUACGAGCACAUGAAGGUCGACAUCCGCAUGAACCUCAAGGCAAAAAGGGUUGAGCUGAAAACAAGGAAAGACACACCAGAUGUGAGCAACCUCCAGAAAUGCGCAGACUUUGUGCAUGCUUUCAUGCUCGGAUUCGACAUUGCGGAUGCGGUUGCCUUGCUUCGUCUCGAUGACCUGUACGUGGAUUCCUUUGAGAUCAAGGAUGUGAAGACUCUUCGAGGGGAGCACAAGUCGCGUGCUAUUGGCCGUCUAUCAGGGAAAGGAGGCAAGACCAAGUAUGCCAUCGAGAACUCUACCAGGACUCGCAUAGUCAUUGCUGACACCAAGAUCCACAUACUUGGAUCCUUCGUCAACAUCAAGGUUGCCAGGGAUUCGCUUUGUAGUCUUAUCUUAGGUUCUCCUGCUGGCAAGGUCUACUCAAAGCUAAGGGCUGUAUCUGCUAGGUUGGCGGAAAGGUAUUGAAUGAGUUUGGGCGAAUCAUAUAGUUGCAGUUUUGGCCUCAUAAUAUGUUGUAUCAGCUAAUCUGUGUCCCUAUGCCAUGAAUCUUGUUAUGAAGAACAACUUUGAUAUGGUAGAGAUUUGUAGUGAUAUUUGCUGUGAUAUGUUCUUGGGGGCUUUUCUGAGAAACAGCUGUCUUACUGCAUGUUAUAUUUUACUUCCAUAUAUGUGAAAUAUUGCUGUCUA